Oncorhynchus nerka (sockeye salmon) is the source of this 5722-nucleotide messenger RNA. Its product is annotated as protein Wnt-2b-A-like. The record is from RefSeq and is a predicted model, not a curated record. Gene Ontology annotation, cellular component: extracellular region. The coding region runs from base 919 to 2067 and encodes 382 amino acids. Gene Ontology annotation, molecular function: cytokine activity; frizzled binding. Lineage: Eukaryota; Metazoa; Chordata; Actinopteri; Salmoniformes; Salmonidae. The transcript is spliced from 5 exons. Gene Ontology annotation, biological process: multicellular organism development; canonical Wnt signaling pathway; cell fate commitment.
UGUGUAGUAGGAUGUUGUUGGGGAAUUGUUAGAUUACUGUUAUAGAUUUGUGUGUAUUAGGUAGUUGUCGGGAAUUGUUUAGAUUACUUGUUAGAUAUUAUUGCACUGUUGGAACUAGAAGCACAAGCAUUUCGCUACACUCGCAUAAACAUCUGCGAACCAUGUGUAUGUGACCAAUAAAAUUCGAUUUGAUUUGUCAAAUUAUUUCCAAUAUGGGGAUCACCAAUAUUUAGACGGCUAUGUAAGGUAGAUAACUUUUACUUGUCGACAUCUAAAUAUAACGUCCCUGACCCUACCGUGCACAUACCAGUGUUCGUAAUUGUCUAACAAAAGGGGGGCAUGGACAGCUGACGUGCUGGUGCAGUAUUUUGUCCUGCGGCGCAUCUUCAGUCCCGACUGAGAAGAAGACCGCGGCGUAGCUAUCUGUCUCAUCCUCGGACAGAUGACUGACUGACUUUACCUGCCAGGGACAAGCAGUGGUUUCAGUGCCAUCUUUCUUCACAGUCUGUGAUACCUGUGUUUGGGUUUGCAACUUCUUCAGCUUCACCUGUUAUUCACGUCGAAUGUCAAACAAAUAGCCUAGGCUACAAAAACAAUACGCAACAACGAAGGAAAGUGUUGUCGUUGGCAACCCGAACAUCUGGCUGGACAUUUGACAGUUUCUCCGAAGAUUUGUCUUAAUUCGAUUUACUUUUACCAGACUGACUUUUGAUGAGCACUGCCUCGUCUCGAAUAAAUCAGAGACAAACAAUGGCAUUGAUGAACUGACAAGAUAUCAAAUUAGCCUUUUGAAACAAGAUGGAUAGAAUUGUUCAACUUGUUCAACUUCUAUAGAUAGGCAGGUUUUCCCCCAAUUAUGAACAGCAAACCAUCGCCCAGGACUUGUAUUCUUCAUUUUAUAUUGUAUGCCUUCUGUUCAUGAAAAUAGAAAUGUUUUGUUUCUUCAAACCCCGAGGAUAUUCCAGGACCAGGACUGGGUCUAGAAAUGGGACAAUAUCCCGACACUCCUCCAACUCAACCUCAAGGCUAUACUUUACCUUUAUUCUGCUGCUUCUCAUCUUCACGCCUAGAGUGGAUUCUUCCUGGUGGUACAUUGGAGCCCUGGGUGCACGGGUGAUCUGUGACAACAUUCCAGGCCUGGUGAACAAGCAGCGCCAGCUGUGCCAGCGCCACCCGGACCUCAUGCAGUCUAUUGGGGAGGGUGCCAAGGAGUGGAUCCGCGAGUGCCAGCACCAGUUCCGCCAUCAUCGCUGGAACUGCAGCACGCUGGACCGAGACCACACUGUCUUUGGCAGGGUCAUGCUGCACAGUAGCCGGGAGGCAGCAUUUGUGUACGCCAUCUCCUCGGCAGGUGUGGUCUAUGCAAUUACCAGGGCCUGCAGCCAGGGGGACCUCAAGAUCUGCAGCUGCGACGCCCAAAAGCGGGGCCAGGCUAGUGACGACAGGGGCGAAUUUGACUGGGGCGGCUGCAGCGACAACAUCAACUAUGGCAUCAAGUUCACCAAGACCUUUGUUGAUGCCAGAGAAAAGAUGGUGAAGGACGCUCGGGCACUGAUGAAUCUACACAACAACCGCUGUGGACGAAUGGCCGUGAAGCGCUUUAUGAAACUGGAGUGCAAGUGUCAUGGCGUCAGCGGCUCCUGUGCCCUUAGAACCUGCUGGCUGGCCAUGUCGGACUUCCGGAGGACCGGGGACUACCUCCGGAAGAAGUACAACACGGCCAUCGAGGUAACCAUGAACCAGGAUGGCACCGGGUUCAUGGUGGCUGACAAGGACUUCAAGGGAACCACCAAGAAUGAGCUGGUGUAUGUAGAAAAGUCCCCUGACUACUGCCUCAUGGACAGAGCAGCAGGCUCCCUGGGAACAGCAGGGAGAGUCUGCAACAAGUCUUCUAGAGGCACAGACAGCUGCGAGGUCAUGUGUUGCGGACGGGGCUACGACACAAUGCGCGCCAAGCGAGUCACCAAGUGCGAGUGCAAGUUCAAGUGGUGUUGCGCCGUGGAGUGUAAGGACUGUGAGAACACUGUGGACGUUCACACCUGUAAGCCCCACAGGCGACCCGAUUGACUGGACCAAACCAGACGCUGAGGCCCAUUCUUUAAAAGGACGUAGUAGUGGUCAACUGCAUUGUGGGAUAUGUAUUUCCUACUCCUGACUCCUUACGCACUCCUUUCGGACCUCCAUUACAUCUGACAACCCCUUCUAAAGUGACAUCCUAAAGAACCUUUCCCAUGGCGCCGUAUCCCAACUUGGUUUGGAUGGUGCAGUGCUGUAUGGGACUGUUCGGUGGGAAGGCUUUCUAAGAGAAUGGUUGGGCUGGGAGAGGGGAUAGUUCCUAUUUAUGUUUUUGUUUGUUUGUGUUGAUUGUGUGCUGCUUCCAAGGUGCCGAGGACACUAUUUUUCUACAGACAUUCAUUCACACAGUAUCUGUUGUGGAAAUGCAGAACAGGACAUUGUACUGUGGGCACACCAGAGAUUGAGUUAGGAUUGUUGGCUGGUGUAUGUGUUGUUGUUUUUUUGCUUUGUUUAAGACUAUGUUCUCUCUAAAUCUGUGAUCACUUUGUUCAGUGUUUCAUUGGCCUUACAAUAGAAAGAGAUGAAGAACUGAAAUUGUACUCUGCUUGAUAUAAUGGAAAGACUGACAUGUAUUCAGUUGUUAGGAGUAAAAAAUUAUAUUUAAAAAUGGAGGACUUACCCUACUGGUAAAGUGUAUUGGGAUGGAUGUACAGCAGAAAGUCUAACGAUCAACGUUUACCGCGGGCCAGAGAGCUGCUCUAUAGACACUAAUGUAAAGUAGCAGUCAAAACAUUUAGACACACCUCCUCAUUCAAUGGUUUUUCUUUAUUUUUACUAUUUUCUACAUUGUAGAAUAAUAGUGAAGACAUCUUAACUAUGAAAUAACACAUAUGGAAUCAUGUAGUAACCAAAAAGGUUUUAAACAAAUCUAAAUAUAUUUUAUAUUUGAGUUGCCACCCUUUGCCUUGAUGACAGCUUUGCACACUCUUGCCUGUCUCUCAACCAGCUUCACCUGGAAUGCUUUUCCAACAGUCUUGAAGGAGUUCCCACAUAUGCUGAGCACUUGUUGUCUGCUUUUCCUUCACUCUGCGGUUCAACUCAUCCCAAACCAUCUCAAUUGGGUUGAGGUCUGGUGAUUGUGGAGGCCAGGUCAUCUGAUGCAGCAGCUCCAUCACUCUCCACCUAAUGGUCAAAUAUCCCUUACACAGCCUGGAGGUGUGUUGGGUCACUGUCCUGUUGAAAAACAAAUGAUAGUCCCGCUAAACGCAAAUCAGAUGGGAUGGCGUAUCACUGCAGAAUGAUGUGGUAGCCAUGCUGGUAAAGUGUGCCUUGAAUUCUAAAUAAAUCACUGUAUAAAUCUUCUGUAUACCACCUCUACCUUGUCACAACACAACUGAUUGGCUCAAACGCAUUAAGAAGGAAAGAAAUUCCACAAAUGAACAUUUAACAAGGCACACCUGUUAAUUGAAAUGCAUUCCAGGUGACUACCUCAUUAAGCUAGUUGAGAGAAUGCCAGGAGUGUGCAAAGCUGUCAUAAAGGCAAAGGGUGGUUACUUUGAAGAAUCUAAAAUAUAUUUAGAUUUGUUUAACACUUUGUUGGUUACUACAUGAUGCUAUAUAUGUUAUUUCAUAGUGGUGAUGUCUUCACUAUUAUUCUACAAUGUAGAAAAUAGCAAAAAUAAAGAAAAACCCUGGUAUGAGUAGGUGUCCAAAAUUCUGACUGUUACUGUAGCUAAAUACGAAGCAAAGAAAUUCAUUUAAAUAAAUGUUUCUGUUAUAAGAGUUAAGUGAAACAAACGUUGUCGACUGAGAUGGAUAGUAUGUCUCCUCUCUCUUCAGUGUGACAGGUACUCUUACAGUAUGUGCUAUCAAUCUAUUACUGUACGUGUUCCUAAAUGUAUACGGUGUGAUGGAUGGGAGCUGUCAUCUCUUAUUAUUUAUCACUGGUUUCCACUUACUGAAGCUGCUAGCUUCUACUGUAUAUUCAGAAAGUAUUCAGACCCCUUGACUUUGUUCACAUUUUCUUACAUUACAGCCUUAUUCUUAACAUUUUUCUCAUCAAUCUACACAAUACCCCAUAAUGACAAAGUGAAAACAGGUUUUUACAAAUGUUUGAAAAUGUAUCACAAAUAAAAAACAGAAAUACCUUUUUUACAUAAGUAUUCAGACCCUUUGCUAUGAGACUUGAAAUUGAGCUCAGAUGCAUUGAUCAUUCUUGAGAUGUUUCUACAACUUGAUUGGAAUCCACCUGUGGUAAAUGAAAUUGAUUGGACAUGAUUGGGAAAGGCUCGCACCUGUCUAUAUAUCUGACAUGCACAGUUGACAGUGCAUAUCAGAGAAAAAACCAAGCUCUGAGGUUGAACGAAUUGUCCGUAGAACUCCGAGACAGGAUUUUGUCGCGGCACAGAUCUGGGGAAUACCAAAAAAUGUCUGCAGUAUUGAAGGUCCCCAAGAACAUAGUGGCCUCCAUCAUUCUUAAAUGGUAGAAGUUUGGAACCACCAAGCCUCUUUCUAGGGCUGGCCGCCUGGCCAAACUGAGCAAUCAAGGGAGUGGGCCAUGGUCAGGGAGGUGACCAUGAACCCAAUGGUCACUCUGACAGAGGUCCAGAGUUCCUCUGUGGAGAUGGGAGAACCUUCCAGAAGGACAACCAUCUCUGCAGCACUCCACCAAUCAGACCUUUAUGGUAGAGUGGACAGACGGAAGCCACUCCUCAGAAAAAGACACAUGACUGCCCGCUUGAAGUUUGCCAAAAGGCACCUAAAGGACUCUCAGACAAUGAGAAACAAGAAUCUCUGGACUGAUGAAACCAAGAUUGAACUCUUUGGCCUGAAUGCCAAGUGUCACAUCUGUAUAAAACCUGACACCAUCCCUAUGGUGAUGCAUGGUGGUGGCAGUAUCAUGCUUUGAGGAUGUUUUUCAGCUGCAGGGACUGGGAGACUAAUCAGGAUCAAGGGAAAGGUGAAUGGAGAAAAGUACAGAGAUAUCCUUGAUGAAAACCUGCUGCAGGGUGCUCAGCACCUCAGACUGGGGCGAAGGUUCACCUUCCAACAGGACAACAACCCUAAGCACACAGCCAAGACAAGUUUCUGAAUGUCCUUGAGUGGCCCAGCCAGAGCACAGACUUGAACCCGAUCAAACAUCUCCGGAGACAUUUGAAAAUAGCUGUGCAACCUGUCAAAGCUUGAGAGGAUCUGCAGAGAAGAAUGGGAGAAACUCCCCAAAUACAGAUGUGCCAAGUUUUAAGGUCGUACUCAAGAACACUCAAGGUUGUAAUUGCUGCCAAAGGUGCUUCAACAAAGUACUGAGUAAAGGUGUCUAAAUACUUAUGUAAAUGUGAUAUUUCAGGUUUUUAUUUGUAAUACAUUUGCAAAAAAUUCUAACAUCUUGUUUUUACUUUGUCAUUAUGGGGUAUUGUGUGUAGAAUUGUAUCAAUUUUAGAAUAAGGCAGUAAUUGACCAAAAGCAGUAAAAUACAUGUGAUGAUCAGAACUACUUUUUAAGCUGAAUGAGGUGUCAGUUUAUGUUAAAAAGAUCAACAUUUUCAAAUGUAAAUGGUAACUGAUAUGAUUUUAAUGCAAUGUUCUCGAACGGUUGGGAGUGGUGGGUAAGUUGUAUUGUCAUGUUAGUUGAAGGGUUAUUGUCACCUUGGGUAAGACCCAAAAAUACCACACUUGUUCUAUAUUAAACCUUGUUGAUCCUUCUGUCA